UGCGGAUAAAGAAAAAUUAGCCCAACAUCCUACUUAUUGUUCGGAUUGUGUCAAGCCUAGUUUAUUGGUUCCGAUUGCUAAGGGUUCUAAGCCGAGAAAAAAGGCCAAAGUUAAAAAAAAUACGGUCGCUUACUACCAAUGUCUAUCGGCUUGCUGCCAGCAAGGAAUUAGUCCCAAAAAGAUUACGCAGGUAGCUCAUGAAUGUAAGCAAAAUAGUGCCGGUAUCUUAGCCCAAAGAACUCAGGAGAUUAGGAAACUAAAUGAGGCUUAUCAGCAAAUUGGGAUUAGUUUAACCGCUUUAUUGCAACCGAUUAAGGAAGAAUAA
This is a messenger RNA of Ambispora leptoticha, 325 nucleotides long. The record is from the annotation of a GenBank genome assembly. NCBI's taxonomy places the organism in Eukaryota, Fungi, Glomeromycota, Glomeromycetes, Archaeosporales, Ambisporaceae.